GAGUUCUGUCCAUUAAGAGCGAUGAUAAUCCAUCAAAAAGUGGCCUACGUAGGCGGAGAUACUUCGCAAUUGUUUCGGUGUGCAAAAACGUUUAUGAUUCCAAUUUGAAAUUCGCUCAAUUGAGAUUCGCUCUUAUGCGUUACACAGUACAGUAGAAUCAGUGUUGCCAGAAGUGGCCGUAAGCACUUGAUAUAUCAUAUAUCAGCCGGUUUGUGUAAUUUCGUGUGAUUUUUUCAAUAAAAUUUCGAAAAAUAUUUCCUUUUUAACUUCAAUCAAUCAAAUUUUAGCGACCUUUAAUUUUAUUUGCUAAAAUAACAAGAGUUUUUGCUUGCCAUUUACCUGUUCUACAAGUAUUCAAACUCCAAUUGGAUUGAAUGACAUUGAUGCGAAUUCGCCGUAAACAGAAUUCGCUGCGUUCGGGCGCCGUGUGUCAGUAUGUGUUUUCGGUUUUUUAUUUUUAUUUUCUCCCAAAUAUACAUUUUCUAGACAAUUGUCAAAAUCAAUACAAAUUGCUUUAAAACCCAUAGAGAUCGUCAUAAAGGUGUACAGCUCACACAACAUAUCUCGCUCGAAUGAAAGCGACACACAAAAAUGUUUGUGUUUAAAUAGUAUAAACAUUAAUUUAAUAAAACAAAAUUCUAUUUAUUUUCGGUGUCGAGUGCAAGGUUUUCGAUAAAACAAAAAUUGUAUCCAUUUCCAUGGAUAAGUGAUUCAAAAAAAAUAACACGAAAUUGUGGGUGAUGUUAAGUUUGCCGAGUCAUUAAACAAAGGAACCAAAACAAAGUGUGUGCAAAAUCAACAAGCAUCCAUACAUUUCAACUUCUCUCUAUCUCUGUGGGUUUCGUUGGUUUUAUGUAUUUAUUUAUUUUUUCGUGGUAAAAUGUUACGAUUGAAACCAUUUUUAAAGGAGCGAUGAUAAGCGCAAAUGUGCAACAACAGCAGCAGCAAGUGGAUAAUAAAAAGGCCACGAACGCAAAUUACAGUCGGAAAUCGCAAAUCAAUUUAGCACAGUAUACGCAAAGUAGUAAUAAUCGAAAUCUAUUCAGCGACAGCAAUUAUUACAUUGCUGCAAAGGAUUACACAAACGUAGCAACGAUUGAUUUGUCUGAAAAUCAAUUAUUGUUGCCGCAAACGACAAACGCUAUUGCAUCAAAUCACCCAACAUCGGUGCCAUUGUCGAUUACAGCAUCGAAUAUACUCACCGUCGAUUCAGUGUCGUCGACAAACAUUCAUGAACAGAUAUCGGCAUUGUUCCCGAAGUGUCGACCCAAAAACGAUGCGAACUUAAAUAAGACGUCUCUCUACAUUGAGACCAAUAACACAACAACGGCAACGGCAUUAGCUUCAGCUUCUUUAUUGCUUGCAUCAUCACCGUCAAACGGCGACUACAAAAAUCAAAAUAAACUAUUUGGUGAGAGUGAGAGUAGCCCUGACAAUACGCUUAACGAUAACAGUAGAGCUUAUACGCGCAAUAUGAAUAACCAAAACGCAGAUGCAAUGCUUAAUGAUGGCGCAACAACAGAACACAUCCAACAGAAUAAUAUUAGCGGAAUUGGUGAAACGGCUUCAAGAAUAAAUCACGCUGGCUAUGCAACACGAUCGUAUCAACAUAAUAGCAAUAGUAACUAUCAACGCAAUGCGAAUAGUCAACACCAAAGCAACGAUUACCUUGGUGGUUUCGAAAGUUCCAAUCAAAUGUCGAAAAUGCAUCAGAAAUGGGAAAAUUCUUCGAAUGACCCGCGAAAAUGGGCAGCAGACAAUGAAGAUUUUAUGCGUGACGGAAAUAUUUGGGAGAAACGUAGACGUACUCCAAACACAACUCCCGCCAGCACCGUAUUAAAUUCGCCCGAUUUCAAUGAAAUGCAUCAUUACUCGCACAAUGCGGUGCAGCAUCAGAUAAAAGUUGGUCGUAGCCCAGUGAAUCAGCAUGAUCACAACAAAGAUAUGAAUAAUACUAGUCCCGUGUCGCCAAUCCAACCACCGCAUCAACGGUCCACCAAACGACCAGCGACACUCGUUUCGGAUGGUGAAAUUGUUGUCUUUGAUGACAUUGACAAUUGGCGAAAUCAAAACGAGAAACACUUUAUCACAAAAAGCAAAGCGUCACAUCAACAGAACCAUGCGAAUAGCAAAUCUCAAUCCAGCCAUCGAUUCAACCAUAUGCUAUUCGAUGAUGAUGACGACGAUGAACGCGAAAGUAACACAAACUCCUUUAGCACCGAGAAUGUGACAAAAAUGAUUGGCAUUCUGCCGAUUGCAGAGUACGAAGGUUCGCCGCGACGCUUCGGGCUCUAUCAGCAAGAUCUACCUCUUCAUCAAUAUCAAUACACGUCGUCGACCACGAAUCAACAGCACUUUGACCGCCCACCAAGCUCACGAAAAAUGCUCACAUCACCAACAUUAUUUCCACCUCGACCCGGUUUUCCGAAGCGCAUUACAACGUCACCAUCGAAUGGGAGCAUCAACGGAACUGUAGCUGAUGAAGUCAAUAAGAGCAACAACGCGGCAACGGGUUUUGAAUACCAGAAUAAUGCAUUGAAUAAACGAUCACCAUCGGUAUCACCAACCAUCCAAGAAAUCACAUCAUCGCCAAUCAUUCCAAAUAAACCGGUCACAUCAACACAGUGUGAUAGUAGUUCACCCUCGAACUCACAAGCAGUGCCUAUUUCAUCGUCGCCGAAUUCGCAAUCAUCGCCCUUGAAAAACGAGAGUAGCGUCAGCGAACAUAACGCAAAAACUUCACCGAAAUAUACGGAUCGAAUCAAUUUGUUGGGUAACCAUAAUAGUAACAGUAGCAACUAUUUGCCAUCUACAACGCUUUCAAACAAUGCUAAUCGUUCGUCAUUCACUACUACAGCUCCGAACACCACCACAUUUGAUUAUUUGUAUGAAUUUUCGGAAACACGUAAAGUGCUCGAGGAUUUCUUCAAGUGUCCAACAAAUGAGGAGGAGAAGAAAAUUGCCGACUGCUUCAAUGAAAGUGACACCGGAAGUCUGGAAAAUUUGAACGAAAUCGAUGAGAAAAAUACGGAUUCCAAUUAUAUUGGGCAGCGUUUAGCCAAAGUACCAACGGCAAACAAUAAAGAUUAUAACAAUACGUCCGUGUAUCAUUCGCCGAAAUCGCGAUACGCAAACAAUUACUCGAAUCAACAAUCCGACGAAUAUGAGCAUAAUGAUGUUGAAUUGUAUUUGGAUUCGAAUAGCCGGAGCAGUGGCGAAUUGGCCGACACGGAAUUGGAAAUGAAUCAGCAACGGCGUUAUUCGCGGCAUUUCACGUUGUCGCCCGAAACAACGGACUACGAUUCAAAUUGUGGUGAUUUAGAUAGUUUAUCGAAUGAUUUGAAUGGAUGCAUUGGCAUGAACAGUUAUUGCCUAUCCGGUACGGGUUUGAAUAGUUCCAAUGCGAUUAUACCCGACUAUUCGCGGCUAUACACAAGUAUGCCAGUUCUAGAGGACGGUUUAUCGAGUGGCCAUGCAUCCGAUACGGAGAAUAACAAUCCAGUUCCAUAUUCGUUGAAUAGUGUGUCGGCAGCGGUAGCUAUAGCAGCCGCAGCAUCUGUGACGACGACGACGACGACCACUAACAAUACAAACAAUACGUCGGCACAAAUCAACAAUAUCUUUGAUAACAAGUACAUUGCCAGCAAUAUGAAUAGCAUGGGAAAAAUGCUCAAUCCAACUCCAGUUAACUCGGUUGCAAAUAACAUAAGCAAUGCUAACCAGUCAAAUAGCAUCAAUUUGGUGGAUGUGUUAAGUCCAACGGCAGCAAUUGAAAUGCCACUUGACAAAGGAUCGGACGUUCCAAUGCCCAUUGACGGUUUUGCAAUGGGUACAAUUGGAUUACAUAGCAACCAAAAACAAUCACAACAACAGCAGCAGCAGCAGCAGCAGCAACAACAACAAACGCAGCAACAGCAACCCAAAGAGGAAAAACAUGUGGAUAGUAAAAGCUAUUUGGACUCGGAUAUUACGUCCAUUUUUUCCAAUCCACCAUUGGCACAGAUGAGCACCGCACAUAACAAUGCGAAUCUGGCAUCGUAUCACGAAGAUCAUAUUGAAAUCGUUCACUCAACAUUAAAGGAUAUUCGCAGUUCAACGCAACAUUCAAAAACUCUUCAGCCGCCUGUGAGCCAGCAGCAACAACAACAACAACAACAACAACAGCAGCCACAUGAAGAGGAUAAGAAGUCAUUGAAAAAUGACAAGAGCUCACCAAUUUGGCUGCCUCGCCAUCAUCAUAAUCAACACAAUCAGUCACGUGAAAGUCUUAACUCCGAUCACAACCCAUCAAAACCGUUGAGUGUUGAUGACGAAGAAGCCGACACCGAUUUGGAAACGGAUCGUUUGCUCGGUCAACAACGUUUAGAUGAUCAUGGUUUUUAUGAUGAAAAGUCAUCGUCCAAUUGGUGCGAUCGUCCAUCGCGAUUGAUUAAGUCUCCGUCGGCAUCACUCUCAUCGAAAACAAUACAACAGCAACAACAUCACGCACAAACAUUUUCAUCUGCUUCAAUUCGACAAGGCAUUGGAACAUCAACGGCAAGCGGUGUGUCUGCAGCAUGUGCAAAUAAUUCAUCAAAUUCAUCGUCAUCGCCACCGAAUCAACAGUCAUCAAAUCAGCAUUUACCAAAGAAUCCGAGCGCUAGCAAUCAAAAUGAAAAUAAGGAUAGCUUAACGUCACCAACCAAAUCAUCACAUCUGUCGAAAAUACAAAAAAGCCCAUCCGAUUCACAGAGUUCAAAAAAUGAAACGGAAAAAAUUCGCUCCGGAAAAUCACGCAAUAAAGAAGGCCGUUAUUGGGAACCAGCAGUUUUGAUUGAAGGCGUUUUAUUCCGAGCCCGAUACUUGGGAUCCACGCAACUAGUUUGCGAAGGUCAACCAACCAAAUCCACUCGCAUGAUGCAAGCUGAAGAGGCGGUUUCACGUAUUAAGGCACCGGAAGGUGAAUCACAGCCGAGCACCGAAGUGGAUCUAUUCAUUUCGACCGAGAAAAUAAUGGUAUUGAAUACGGAUUUGAAAGAGAUCAUGAUGGAUCAUGCGCUGCGUACCAUUUCGUAUAUCGCUGAUAUUGGUGAUUUGGUGGUGUUGAUGGCACGGCGUCGUUUCGUUCCAUCCGAUUCGGAUGAUGGGCCGAAAUUGAAUCGCACCCCGAAAAUGAUAUGUCAUGUGUUCGAAAGUGACGAGGCUCAAUUUAUUGCUCAAUCAAUCGGACAGGCAUUCCAAGUAGCCUAUAUGGAAUUUUUGAAAGCAAACGGAAUUGAAGACCAUAGCUUUGUUAAGGAGAUGGACUAUCAGGAGGUGCUCAAUAGUCAAGAGAUUUUCGGCGAUGAAUUAGAAAUAUUCGCCAAGAAGGAACUUCAAAAGGAAGUCGUUGUACCAAAGACAAAAGGCGAAAUCCUUGGCAUGGUCAUUGUUGAGUCUGGAUGGGGUUCGAUGCUACCAACCGUUGUCAUUGCAAAUCUAUUGUCCACUGGCGCCGCUGCUCGGUGCGGCCAAUUGAAUAUUGGCGACCAAAUUAUUGCAAUAAACGGCCUCAGCUUGGUUGGUUUGCCCCUAUCAACAUGCCAAACAUAUAUUCGGAAUACGAAAAAUCAAACCGCCGUGAAAUUUACUGUUGUGCCUUGUCCACCCGUAGUUGAGGUCAAAAUCAAACGGCCGAACACAAAGUACCAACUCGGAUUUAGUGUUCAGAAUGGUGUAAUUUGCAGCUUGCUACGCGGUGGGAUUGCAGAGCGUGGUGGAGUUCGUGUUGGUCAUCGCAUCAUAGAAAUAAAUAAUCAAAGUGUUGUAGCUGUUCCACAUGAGAAAAUCGUUAAUCUACUGGCCACAUCUGUUGGGGAGAUUCUGAUGAAGACGAUGCCGACAUCAAUGUUCCGACUGUUGACUGGCCAGGAGAAUCCCGUUUAUAUCUAAAUUUCACCUUUAAACUCUGCAUCCAUGAAAAAAUGCGCAACUUACUUAUAAAUGCUCUGAAAAAGAAGAAGAACGCAAUCCGAUUGCAUCGAAAACAAUGUUCAUAUUAUAAUUUAUAAUCUUUUUUAUCUUUUUUUAAUGCGAUUUGUUCACUUGUUGCAACUUAUUAUUUGUUUUUUAUAUUUUGAAAGAUGUUUUUUCUUCUUGUUUCAUUUGAUUUAUUAGUCACUAUUAAAAUCAAUUAUUUACCAAA
Sitodiplosis mosellana (orange wheat blossom midge) is the source of this 6163-nucleotide messenger RNA. RefSeq lists its product as uncharacterized. Gene Ontology annotation, molecular function: protein binding. The transcript has 16 exons. Lineage: Eukaryota; Metazoa; Arthropoda; Insecta; Diptera; Cecidomyiidae. Gene Ontology annotation, biological process: chemical synaptic transmission. The record is from RefSeq and is a predicted model, not a curated record. Gene Ontology annotation, cellular component: plasma membrane; dendritic spine; cytoplasm. The coding region runs from base 913 to 5910 and encodes 1665 amino acids.